Molecule: messenger RNA, 3160 nt
Organism: Aspergillus glaucus CBS 516.65
Lineage: Eukaryota; Fungi; Ascomycota; Eurotiomycetes; Eurotiales; Aspergillaceae
Product: putative DNA repair protein Rad4
Exons: 4
Coding region: 130-3093 (987 amino acids)
Biological process (GO): mismatch repair; nucleotide-excision repair
Cellular component (GO): cytoplasm; nucleotide-excision repair factor 2 complex; XPC complex
Molecular function (GO): single-stranded DNA binding; damaged DNA binding
Source: RefSeq, a predicted model, not a curated record
CAUAGAGGAUGCAUAGGAUUGCUCUAUACGACUUACCAAUCCCCUCCGAAACCGCCCCAAGCAAACAGGGAUAGGUCAAGACAUCAACAGCUUAAGAGUUACCCAUGAAGGUUGAGUUCCAAUCUUGGUAUGGUGCGCCGUACAGCUCCUGCCCGCUCGAACAGGGGCGGGGCAGCUCGUCGCCGUCAAACCAGACGUCAGGAACGAGACGAUGAGAUCCCAGAAGUGUACCGGGAGAUGCUGGCUGAAGCUGAAGCCCGGGAAUCCCAAGAAGCUGAAGCGGGUAGAUCUAAUAAAAGGCGGAAAGUGGGAGAGCGAUCGACUAGCCCGUCUCGCCCAGAACCUGCAGGGCAAGAAGCGAACCCGCCGGAAACAAGUGAGGAUGUAGGAAGGCAAAUACAAACUGCAUAUGACUCUACUGCUUCGGAAGAGUCAGAUAUGGAGUGGGAAGAAGUCGAUAUUCAACAGGCUCCGUCAAACUCAAUCCAAACGGUUCCUUAUUCCGCAGAUGAACCGCUUCAGAUCACUUUGGACCAGCAUAAGGAUACUGGGAAAAGGAUUGUCUCGCGGCGAAAACCAGUUACUGGAGCUGAGAAGAAGCUACGGUUAGAUGUCCACAAGGCUCACCUUCUUUGCCUUCUUGGCCAUGUACAUAUCCGAAAUCUCUGGUGCAAUGACGAGCUCGUGCAGGGUUUUCUUAAGCAGAUGCUACACAGAAAAGUCAAAGACUUGCUGAAUCCGGCAGAAGACAAACCGCAGUAUACUAGAUCUAUCACUUUCGUUGACGGGUUAAACCAGGCCAGCGAGGCAUUUGCAAGAAGAUUCAAAACCAUCAAGCCCGGCUUGCAGCGUGCUCAUUGGGCCGAUGAUUUGAACUCCUUGAAUCAGAGAGUGGAGGCAAUACUGUCCAACGCGGAGGUACUGCUAUCGCGAGACGACUUCAGGAAGCAAGCCGAGACACUGCAAGGAUCCCGUGAUUUUGGCACACAGCUUUUCUGUGCUCUGCUGCGGUCAGUAGCUGUGGAGGCCCGGUUGGUUUGCUCUUUGCAGCCGCUGCCAUUUUCUGGUGCGACAACAACUGGGCCGAAAAAGCCAGAGUCGCAGUCUAUUAUCAUUUCAGCCUAUGACAAUGAAGUUGAUGAGCAAUCACAAUCCGAUGCUACUCGAAAUCCAGCUCCACGAAAAAGAAGGCUUGGGCAGCCGCGGUUUGCACCGUCAUCUAAGGCCCCGAAGACAUCUGUGCGCACAGGACCACGCCCAAGCCUCAAAGAAUCGUCCUACCCCGUAUUCUGGGUCGAAGCCUACAACGAUGCGGUCCAGAAAUGGAUCCCUGUUGACCCCUUGGUGACCAAGUCACUUGCGAAACCUUCCAAAUUCGAACCCCCCGCUAGUGACCAGUAUAAUGUCAUGAGCUACGUUGUUGCGUUUGAAGAGGAUGCAUCAGCAAGAGAUGUUACCCGGCGCUACGCAAAGGCCUUCAGUGCAAAAACCCGCAAAUUACGAGUUGAGAGUACUCGGAAUGGGGAGCGAUGGUGGGGAAGGGCGCUAAGAUACUACGAGAAGCCGUUCUUGGAGGACCGUGAUGGAACAGAAGUGAGCGAGUUAACCGCCAAGGUGGCUGCUGAGCCCAUGCCACGAAAUGUGCAAGACUUCAAGAAUCACCCAAUUUAUGCACUCGAGCAGCAUCUUCGUCGGAAUGAGGUCGUUCACCCGAAGCGAGUGAUUGGGCAAGUUAGUUUAGGGAAAUCUGGCUCGAAGGGCCAGAAAUUGGAGCCAGUUUACCGUCGCACUGAUAUUCACGCUUGUCGAAGUGCGGAUGGAUGGUACCGUCUGGGACGAGACAUCAAAAUCGGCGAACAACCUCUCAAACGUGUUCGGGCAAACCGAAACAAAUUCAGCAUCAAUGACGAUGGUGAAGAUGAUGGCACUACCGAGGUCCCUGUAUAUGCUCACUUUCAGACAAACGUAUACAGACCUCCACCCGUCGUUCAAGGUAAAAUACCCAAGAACGUCUACGGAAAUCUGGAUAUUUACACGCCAACUAUGGUUCCGCCAGGUGGUUUCCACAUAAACCACCCCGCCGCAUCCCAAGCAGCGAAAAUACUCGGCAUUGACUAUGCCGACGCCGUAACAGGCUUUGACUUCAAAGGGCGCCAUGGAACAGCGAUUAUUCGGGGUGCUAUCAUAGCAAGUGAAUACCGUGAAGCUCUUGAAGAAGUAUUGAAUGGUCUUGAACACGAACGGUUGCAGGCUGAGCUGGAAGUAAAAUCCGCAGAAGCGCUUGGAAUGUGGAAACACUUCCUGCUCAAACUUCGGAUCGCUGAAAGAGUCAAGGGCUAUGCUGUUGAGGGUGAAGAAGGGGAAGAUGAAACUGCCAUUGAUGCAGACGAUGCCAGCUAUGGAGAGUCGGAAGAGGGCGGCGGUGGCUUCUUUCCGGAGCCAGAUCAAGCUGUCAGCAGCCGACGUCCGGUAUCCACUUUUAGGGAUGGUAUGGAGCCGGACUCGCCUGUGUAUGUAGGCGGAGGUUUCGUACCAGAAUCCGGGUUUGAAGAUGAUGAAGCUCUUGGCGGAGGCUUCGAACCAGAACCCGAUUUCGAAAAUGAUGAAGCUCUUGGCGGAGGAUUUAUACCUGAAGAGACUCCGCAGGAUACAACUGAACCACAGCCUUUGCUGCCGUCAAAUACUGUCGGUGAUACAGAGUAUACGAAUACGGCACAUAGGAAGGAGCCUUCCCACUUUAACCUCGUUGUUGUCCCACACAAGCAGCCUGAUUCUGCUGGCAACAUGGGCCCCGGUGGCAGUGUCCGCAGUACCGUUGAAACUGCAUCACUCAUGCCGGAAAUUCAAGAGGAAACUCCUGGACAGGAUGUAUUCAAGGACAAUGGCAAUCCACCCGGUACAGUUUCAACAGACCCAACAGCAACAGAGGACCCAGAGGUUGUGAGCGAGGAAGUAGCUCCAAGGGAUGCAUUACCAGCACAAUCAAGAGCAUCCCAGGAAGACAAUCCAAGCGAACACAGCGAUAAUGAAGAAGGUUCACUGUUGUCGGAGGAUCCUGAAGACGAGGAUGCAAUUCCAGAGUGGUUGAUGUAGGCUCUUCGACCAGUUCCGUGUACUAUAUUUGCAUAUAUGUUGAAUACUAUAACCCACUGUGCAGAGC